Molecule: messenger RNA, 1077 nt
Organism: Dictyostelium purpureum
Lineage: Eukaryota; Evosea; Eumycetozoa; Dictyosteliales; Dictyosteliaceae
Exons: 2
Coding region: 1-1077 (358 amino acids)
Cellular component (GO): catalytic step 2 spliceosome
Molecular function (GO): RNA binding; protein binding
Source: RefSeq, a predicted model, not a curated record
AUGGAUAAUAAAAGAAAAAAUGAAAAUGGUAUUGUUUUAGUAGAUAAUAAUAAUAAUGGUAGUAGUGGUGGUAGAAUAAAAAAACAAAAAGGAGAACUAGCAGUAAUAACCAAAGGUGAAGGUAGAGAAAUUAUAUUGGGUACUGAAAGAACAUCAAAAUUAGAGCAUCCAAUUAUUCAAUUAACAGGGCACAAAGGAGAAGUUUAUACUUGUAAAUUUAAUUCAUAUGGUACUGCUUUAGCAAGCGGUGGUUUUGAUAAAGAAAUAUUUUUAUGGAAUGUUUAUGGUGAAUGUAUAAAUUAUUCUGUAUUAAAAGGACAUAAAGGAACAAUUUUAGAAUUACAUUGGUCAACAGAUUCAAACGAAAUUUAUUCAGCAUGCACUGAUAAAUCUAUUGGUGUAUGGGAUGCAAAUAAAGGAGAAUUAAUAAAAAGAAUUCGUGAACAUACAGCAGUAGUAAAUUCAUGUUAUCCAGCUAGACGUGGACCACCAUUGGUAGCAUCAGGAUCAGAUGAUGGCACAGCAAGAGUAUUCGAUACACGUAGCAAAGGAAGCACUCAUACACUCAAACAUAAAUACCCAAUUACAAGCGUAUGUUUUUCAGAUGCAUCUGAUCAAUUAAUUAGUGGUGGUUUAGAUAAUAUCAUUCGUAUUUGGGAUUUACGUAACGACGAAGAACCAUUAAUAACAAUGAAUGGUCAUCAAGAUACCAUUUCGGGUAUGAGUGUUAGCAAAGAUGGUGCCUAUCUCUUAUCAAACUCUAUGGAUAACACACUCAGACAAUGGGAUAUUAGACCCUAUGCCCCUCAAAAUAGAAAUAUUAAAACAUUUAUAGGUGCCCAAAAUAAUUUUGAAAAAAAUUUAAUCAAAUGUUCAUUUUCACCAGAUUCAAGAAGAGUGGCCACUGGCUCCUCCGAUCGUCAAGUUUAUAUUUGGGAUUCAAAUACAACAAAGAUACAAUACUGUUUACCUGGUCACAAUGGUACCGUUAAUGAAGUAGCAUUCCAUCCAAACGAACCAAUUAUUGCUUCCGCCUCUUCUGAUAAAUCAAUUUAUUUGGGUGAAAUUAAACUUUAA